AUGGCUGAAUAUCCAUACAAGUUAAGGACGAAAGAGCCGGAGUUGAAAUACGAGGAGUUUAACGGUGCUAAGUUUGCGUAUGUGUUGUGGCCAUCGGAGGGAGCACCGAAGGCUAGAGUGUUAUUGGUGCAUGGGUUUGGCGAGUACACAAAGAUCAACCACCGGCUGAUGGACCACCUUGCAUUGGCAGGUUACGAGUCAUUUACGUUUGACCAGAGAGGUGCCGGCUUGACCUCCCCGGGCAAACAGAAGGGUAUCACCAACGAGUACCACACUUUCAAUGACCUGGACCACUUUGUCGCGAAGAACCUGCUGGAGUGCAAAGAGAAGGACAUUCCGCUGUUUCUGUGGGGCCACUCCAUGGGCGGCGGCAUCAUCCUCAACUACGCCAGCAAGGGCAAGCACAGAGACCAAGUGAGCGGGUACAUUGCGUCGGGCCCGCUCAUCAUCCUGCACCCACACUCCUCGCCCAAUAAGAUCACCCAGUGGCUGUCGCCGGUGCUGGCCAAGUGUCUGACAAAGACGAGGAUCGACACGGGCCUGGACCUCGAGGGCAUCACCUCGGACCCGCGCUACCGCAAGUUCCUGGAGAACGACAAGCCCAUGAGUGUGCCGCUGUAUGGCAGCUUCGGCCAGAUCUACGACUUCCUGGAGAGAGGCAAGCGGCUAUACAACGAUCAGGACGGGUUCGUCUCGCGCAAGUACCCAAGGGACAAGCCGCUGUUCAUACAGCACGGCAAGGACGACACCAUCAACGACCCACAGGGCUCGCAGAAGUACUACGACAUGUGCCCUGCGCAGGAUAAGACGCUCAGGAUCUACGACCAUGCUCGCCACAGCAUCCUGUCCCUAGAGAAGGACGAACUGUUCGCUCCGAUCUUCAACGACCUGCAAGCCUGGCUGGACGAACACUCGCAGGCUCGCAUCAAGAGCAAAUUGUGA
This is a messenger RNA of Nakaseomyces glabratus, 942 nucleotides long. It is a transcript of the gene YJU3, whose product is annotated as acylglycerol lipase. The record is from RefSeq and is a predicted model, not a curated record. Lineage: Eukaryota; Fungi; Ascomycota; Saccharomycetes; Saccharomycetales; Saccharomycetaceae. Gene Ontology annotation, molecular function: monoacylglycerol lipase activity. Gene Ontology annotation, cellular component: membrane.